This is a messenger RNA of Chaetomium globosum CBS 148.51, 693 nucleotides long. RefSeq lists its product as uncharacterized. The transcript has 2 exons. NCBI's taxonomy places the organism in Eukaryota, Fungi, Ascomycota, Sordariomycetes, Sordariales, Chaetomiaceae. Gene Ontology annotation, molecular function: glyoxalase III activity. The coding region runs from base 1 to 693 and encodes 230 amino acids. The record is from RefSeq and is a predicted model, not a curated record.
AUGUCUGACGCCCCCAAGAUCCUCGUCGUCCUCACUUCCCACGACAAGCUGGGCGACACCGGCAAGCCCACGGGGUGGUAUCUGUCCGAACUCGCCCACCCCUAUGAAGUCCUCACCUCCCAAGGCUUCCAGCUGACCCUCGCCUCUCCCACGGGCGGCCCCGCCCCGCUGGACCCGUCCUCCAUCGAAGCGGCCUCCAACGACGACUCGUCGCAGCGCUUCCUCAAGGAGCAGAACGCGCUGUGGGAGGCGACGGAGCCGCUGAUCUCCUUCCUCGGGCGCGCCGACGAGUUCGCCGCCCUUUUCUUCCCCGGCGGCCACGGGCCCAUGUUCGACCUGGCCGUGGACCCGACCUCGCAGGCGCUGGUGCAGGAGUUUGCCGACAAGGGCAAGGUGGUCGCCGCCGUGUGCCAUGGUCCGGCGGCGUUGGUCGGGGCGGGGAAGGUUCUGGAGGGGAAGGCCGUGACGGGGUUUACGAAUGCCGAGGAGGAGGCGGUGGGGUUGGAUGGGGUGGUGCCGUUCUUGUUGGAGGAUCGGUUGGUGGAGGCGGUGGGGAAGGGAGGCCGGUUUGAGAAGGCUGCUGAGAAGUGGGGGGAGAAGGUGGUUGUGGAUGGGAAGCUGAUCACGGGGCAGAACCCGGCGAGUGCCAAGGGCGUGGGCGAGGCCAUUGCGCGGGCUGUUUGGGGGGCUUGA